GGCCGACACUAUUCUGCCCCCUGGCCCGGUGGAGGACUCGGUGCGCAGGGGUGGGGAAAACAACAGGCGUUACACAAAGACGCAGUUUGAUUGGAUGACUUCUUUCGGCUCAUAACAUCUGACGUACAAACGACUAACCAUAGACUGUCAAUAUCAACGCUGAUGUUCUGGUUUUUGCCGAUAAAAAAGGAACUGUCAAUCGUUUAGGUGUCUUUAAAUGACUUACACAUGUACAAUUUAGCAGUAGCAUUUUAUACAUGCAUAUCAGGAUUUGUCUGACUUCCUUCAAACUAUUCCAGGGGAAAAGGGGGGCUAUCUGUUAGUCUCCAACCAGUCUUCCUUUCGGCUUACCGAUAUGGCGAGCAAGAUCCUCUUGAAGUUGUUUCGUCCUCCUGAAUGUUCACAAUUUGCGUCUGUCCGGUUGGGUCGCUUUUUUCGGGGACAUGAGGCUGUAGUGGCGAUGACAGGGACCAGACAGUCCUCCAGCGACUCUCCUCCGGGGAAAAUCAGCCGCUAUCCAAUUCCUUACAGGAAGGACUUGCCUUAUGACAUAGUUGAGCUCAUGGAGGAAGUGGAGUCAAAGGGGGGCUUUUUGCCCAAUGUCUUCAAGGUCCUCUCUCACAGACCAGCAGAGUUCAGAGCCUUCUUUGCAUACUACAAUGAACUCAUGAACAAAGAGACAGGCAGGUUAACCAAGGCAGACCGUGAGCUGAUAGUGGUGGUGACCAGUAUCCACAACAGGUGUCUCUACUGUGUGGUGUCCCAUGGUGCACUGCAUCGUAUCUACUCAAAGAAUCCCACUCUGUCUGAUCAGGUCAUUGUUAACUAUGAGAAUGCGGAUCUCGCGCCUCGGGAGCGCGCCAUGCUGGACUUUGCUUUGGCUGUGUGCCGCUGCGACACCAUCACAGAGAAACACUUUGAGUCUCUGGAGGAGGUGGGCUUUGACCGCGAGGAUGCCUGGGACAUUGCUGCCAUCGCUGCUUUCUUUGCCAUGUCCAACCGGCUGGCCCACCUCACUGACAUGAGGCCAAACCUGGAAUUUUUUAACAUGGGUCGCGUGCCUCGGGACAAGAGCAAGGACAAAGCAGGAGAUGAUAAGUGAAAAGCAGCACAGAAGUGUUACAGAAGUGUGCUUGAAAAAGGGGUAUAUAAUACAACAGCCAAAAAUCUUUCAGUUUUGUCUUCAUUUUCUUUUCUCCAUCUGUUUUGAAAUGAUACCAUUGAUAAUGAUAACAUUGGAGCUUUCAUGGUUGAAAAUCUGCCCUGAUAAUCCCUUUGUAUGCGAGCCUGCCGGACAUAACAGCACACACUGACUUUAAGAGCUGUGAGCACCUUGAUGUUGAAGUAUGAAUGAGAAAAUACACUGGUGUGAUAUGAAUGUACGAUUUUUCUCUGUGCGUUAUAGGGACACGUUUGGAUUUAUGGGCUGGUGAUGAAGUAAUAUGAUGAUGUCUUUAACAGAAAAUGUUUAUUUUGUUUCCCAUCGUGUUUUGACAUUUUGUUUUGUUUGAUGGCUGUCUUGUAGUGGUCAAGUGCAUUAGGCUGACUGUGAAAAAUCUAGAGGUCUUUGUAGACUUUCUGAAGUCUGAAGAAGAGAGACACUGAGAGUCUGGAUCUCAAGAAUUAUAGUUCAGCAUUUGAAAAUGCACUGUUUUGAUACACUUUUUGUUUUGCCAACAAGAAUAUAAAAAAGCUAUAUAUAUAGCUAUAUUUCCAGCUAUAAAACUGUCAUCUAAAGACAAAGUGAUAAGUAGCUUUUCCAAGCCUGUGAUAUUGUUCUUUAAUAAAUUAAAUAAAUAAAAAACUUAAAAAGCACCAAAUCAGGUGAAACUUAUUAUAGUCAUACUGACAUUUCAAUAAAUACAAUGGGAUUUUGUUAGUUUAAUUUAUCUUAUUCUACCAGUGACAGCAAAUUUACUUUUUCAGAUGAAGUACAGUGAAUGGCCACCAGAUGACACUGGAUUUAAGUAGUUAUUGGAGACAUUAACUUCUACCAGCACAUGCAAUAUUGAGAAAUCAUAGCUCUAAUUUUUGCUUAUCUUUUUUCUGUUAAUUUUAUGAUCUCAGGGCCGUGUUAAACUAAACAUCUUAAAACCAUCUGAUGCCAAAAGUCUCACAUGGCUGCAGGCAUCAGUACAGGGUUUCUCUUUGAUGGGCAGGUGCUCACUUCUGCACUCAAAUUCUUGAAUAAUUAGAAGCU
Menidia menidia (Atlantic silverside) is the source of this 2200-nucleotide messenger RNA. NCBI's taxonomy places the organism in Eukaryota, Metazoa, Chordata, Actinopteri, Atheriniformes, Atherinopsidae. The record is from the annotation of a GenBank genome assembly.